AUGGCACGUCACAGUAUUGUCCUUGGAUUAUUCAUGAUGACUGUUUUAUCACUGUUGGAUGGAAGUUCAGCUUUCCUGUUAAAUCAGCGUCUGAAGGGAAGAUUUCAAAGAGACCGUAGAAACAUCCGUCCAAACAUCAUCCUUGUUCUUACUGAUGAUCAGGAUGUAGAACUUGGUUCCAUGCAAGUGAUGAAUAAAACAAGACGGAUCAUGGAACACGGAGGGGCUCAUUUCAUCAAUGCCUUUGUGACAACACCCAUGUGCUGCCCAUCUCGUUCCUCUAUCCUUACAGGGAAGUAUGUCCACAACCACAACACUUACACUAACAAUGAGAACUGUUCUUCUCCGUCCUGGCAGGCUCAGCAUGAAAUCCGCACCUUUGCAGUGUACCUCAACAACACAGGGUACAGGACAGCUUUCUUUGGAAAGUAUCUUAAUGAAUACAAUGGCUCCUAUGUGCCUCCUGGUUGGAAAGAAUGGGUUGGAUUGCUUAAAAACUCUCGAUUUUACAACUACACACUCUGUAGAAAUGGAGUGAAGGAGAAGCAUGGAUAUGACUACUCCAGGGAUUAUCUAACUGAUCUGAUCACCAAUGACAGUAUUACAUUCUUCAGAAUGUCAAAGAAGAUGUAUCCUCACAGGCCUGUACUGAUGGUUAUAAGCCAUGCAGCUCCCCACGGCCCUGAAGAUUCAGCUCCUCAGUACUCACAUCUUUUUCCUAAUGCCUCACAACACAUCACUCCCAGUUACAACUAUGCUCCCAACCCAGACAAGCACUGGAUAAUGAGGUACACGGGUCCCAUGAAACCUAUCCACAUGGAGUUCACUAACAUGCUGCAGAGAAAGCGCCUGCAAACGCUCAUGUCUGUGGAUGACUCUAUGGAGAUGAUUUACAAUACAUUGGUUGAAACAGGUGAACUGGACAACACCUAUAUAAUAUACACAGCAGACCAUGGCUAUCAUAUUGGACAGUUUGGGCUGGUGAAAGGAAAGUCCAUGCCAUAUGAGUUUGAUAUCAGAGUUCCUUUUUAUGUCCGAGGUCCAAACGUGGAAGCUGGGUCCUUGAAUCCUCACAUUGUGCUGAAUAUUGAUCUCGCACCUACAAUUCUAGAUAUUGCUGGAUUGGAUAUUCCAUCUGAUAUGGAUGGCAAAUCCAUCCUGAAGCUUCUGGAUUCUGAAAGACCAGUGAAUAGAUUCCAUUUAAAGAAAAAGAUGAAGGUGUGGAGAGACUCAUUCCUAGUGGAAAGAGGUAAACUGCUGCAUAAGAGGGAGAAUGAGAAGGUAGAUGCCCAAGAAGAAAACUUUCUACCCAAAUACCAGCGUGUGAAAGACCUCUGUCAGCGAGCUGAGUAUCAAACAGCUUGUGAACAGCUUGGCCAGAAAUGGCAGUGUGUGGAAGAUGCCAGUGGAAAGCUCAAGCUACACAAGUGCAAAGGAAUGGCAAACUUGGAAGCUGCAGGCAACAGCAAAGGCAGCUCCAAUAUCUUGCCCAAGUAUUACAGCAGGAAUAGUGAAGACUGCAAUUGUGAAGAGAAUGAGUACAAGCUGAGCCACGUGGGACGGAGAAAGAAACUCUUCUCCAAGAAAAAAUACAAACCAAGCUAUGUCCGGAAUCGCUCGAUCCGUUCCGUGUCGGUGGAGCUGGAUGGAGCCAUUUAUAACUUGGGGUUAGAGGAUGGCUACCAACCUGUCCUACCAAGGAACAUCACCAAGCGGCACAAGAUGCAGAGGGCUCUCCUUCGUGAGGAGGAGGACAAGGACAUGGGGGAAUACAGCGGCACUGGUGGCAUCGCAGAGUAUGCAGCCCCCAACCUGAUAAAAGUGACUCACAGGAGGUGCUACAUCCUGGAGAAUGACACCGUUCAGUGUGACACAGACCUGUACAGGUCACUGCAAGCUUGGAAGGACCAUAAACUCCAUAUUGACCAUGAGAUUGAAACUUUGCAAAAUAAAAUAAAGAACCUAAGGGAGGUGAGAGGUCAUCUGAAGAAGAAGCGCCCUGAAGAGUGUGACUGUAACAAAAUAAGUUACCAUUCCAAGCACAAAAGCAAGCUGAGGCACAAGGGAUCAAGUCUUCAUCCAUUCAAGAAAGCCUUACAGGAGAAGGACAGGCUGUGGCUGCUCCGAGAGCAGAGACGGAAGAAGAAACUGCGCAAGCUGCUGAAGAGAAUCAAAAACAAUGACACAUGCAGCAUGCCUGGCCUGACCUGCUUCACCCACGACAACCAGCACUGGCAAACAGCUCCCCUCUGGACACUGGGCCCUUUCUGUGCCUGUACCAGUGCCAACAACAACACAUACUGGUGUCUGAGGACAAUCAACGAGACCCACAACUUCCUGUUCUGUGAAUUUGCUACAGGGUUUCUGGAGUAUUUUGAUCUCAAUACUGAUCCAUAUCAGCUGAUUAAUGCAGUGAAUACGCUGGACAGAGACAUUCUCAAUCAACUCCAUGUCCAGCUCAUGGAACUAAGGAGCUGCAAAGGCCACAAACAAUGCAAUCCCAGAACUAGGAACAUGGAUCUGGGACUUAAAGAUGGAAGCUACGAGCAGUACAGGCAGUUUCAGCGUCGAAAGUGGCCAGAUGUGAAGAGACCAUCAUCUGCCAAGUCACUAGGACAGCUGUGGGAAGGCUGGGAGGGCUAA
Messenger RNA from Indicator indicator, 2643 nucleotides. RefSeq names its product sulfatase 2 (gene SULF2). Lineage: Eukaryota; Metazoa; Chordata; Aves; Piciformes; Indicatoridae. Gene Ontology annotation, cellular component: Golgi apparatus; cell surface; endoplasmic reticulum. The transcript is spliced from 21 exons. Gene Ontology annotation, molecular function: N-acetylglucosamine-6-sulfatase activity; calcium ion binding; glycosaminoglycan binding. The record is from RefSeq and is a predicted model, not a curated record. The coding region runs from base 1 to 2643 and encodes 880 amino acids.